AUGGCCGCUCGCCUCUCGCCGCUCGCCUAUACUCCCCGCCCCCUGGACCAAGAUCCUCGUUGUUCAGACCCCUCAGAGGCCCUCCGUGCGUCUACGCUUGGGCGGAGUUCUUCGAAAAAUAUUGAAGAAGGAGAAGUCUACGAUAACUCAGAAGACGAAGAAGCUGUCGAUGGUUUGUUGUAA
Molecule: messenger RNA, 183 nt
Organism: Protopolystoma xenopodis
Lineage: Eukaryota; Metazoa; Platyhelminthes; Monogenea; Polystomatidea; Polystomatidae
Source: the annotation of a GenBank genome assembly